This is a messenger RNA of Misgurnus anguillicaudatus (oriental weatherfish), 2576 nucleotides long. RefSeq names its product B-cadherin. Gene Ontology annotation, biological process: homophilic cell-cell adhesion; adherens junction organization; cell-cell junction assembly. Gene Ontology annotation, molecular function: beta-catenin binding; calcium ion binding; cadherin binding. The record is from RefSeq and is a predicted model, not a curated record. Lineage: Eukaryota; Metazoa; Chordata; Actinopteri; Cypriniformes; Cobitidae. Gene Ontology annotation, cellular component: adherens junction; cytoplasm; catenin complex.
AGUUUAUGAGUUCAGCCCUCACAGUUAGUACUGAAAAGAGAAAGGAUGAUAUACAGUAUGUGUUUCUCCUCUUAUUAGUGAUUAGUUAGUAUUAUCAAUGGAAGCAUGAGGGAAUACAGUCAUCUGCGUUUCAUCUGUCUUAUGUUACUGGAGAUUUUUACACUCCAGGCAGGGAACACACCUCAGUAUGUCGCAGUCACUAAACAGAAUGCAACAACUCCAGAGCCCCAAAGUGUUCCCAUUGUGAAGGUCUUCCCAAAAGCAUCGGUCGGCAUGAUCAGGAGAAAGAGGGAAUGGGUCAUUCCACCCGUCAACAUUCCAGAAAACGAAAAAGGCCCUUUUCCAAAGGAAGUGAUGCAGAUGAAGUCUACCGAGGCUGAUGUAAAGAAAAUGAUUUAUAAGAUCACAGGCCCUGGAGCCGACCAGCCACCCGUAGGUCUUUUCACAGUGGACAAAUAUUCAGGCAUGUUGUCUGUCACUAAUAAACUGGACAGAGAGGAAACUCAACAGUACAUUAUCACAAUUCACGGCUGGGCAGAGCGUGAUAACUACAUUGAAAAACCUGCCGAAAUAAUCAUCAAUGUUAUUGACCAAAAUGACAACAAACCCGUCUGUACCCAAAAUCCUUUUCGAGGAGAGGCACCAGAAAGAUCGAAGGAAAACGUUUCUGUCAUACAAGUGACAGCAGAGGACCUGGAUGAUCCAGAAACUAGAAAUGGCAUUGUGCAUUAUAAACUGGUGGGACAGGAACCAAGCGGUGACGCCUUCUACAUUGACCCUACCACCGGAGUCAUUCGUGUAGCCUCUGUUGGCAUUUUGGACAGAGAGACUCAUCCUAUGUAUAAACUGGAUGUGGAGGCAGCAGAUAUGGAAGGACGUGGCCUCUCCACCACUUGUAUGGUUAUCAUCCGGGUCACUGAUAGCAAUGAUCAUCCCCCUAAAUUUAGCCAAAAAUCAUAUGAAAGUACGGUGCAAGAAAAUGAAGUGGGAGAAAUCGUCGCAAGGUUGGCCGUCACAGAUAAAGAUGUACCACUAACCGCAAACUCAAUGGUGAAGUUUUCCAUCAUCCAGGGCAAUGAGGAAGGAUUCUUCAACAUUAGCACCACUCCCAAUCAGAUGGAGGGAACCAUCACAACAACAAAAGGUGUGGACUUUGAGCAGCACAAUACUUUCGUUUUGCUGGUGGAGGUGGUGAACACUGCUCCAUUUGUGGUUCCUGUGGUCACCUCAACUGCCACCGUCACCAUCUUGGUGCAGGACAGAAACGAGCCGCCCGUCUUUGAGCCCGCAGAGAAGCGGGUCACUGUGCCUGAGGACCUCGCAGUGGGUAGCAUCAUCACUAAAUACACAGCCAAGGACCCGGAUACUUCUAGACGGCAGAACAUAAGAUAUAAGUUGCUGAGAGACUUUGCUAACUGGUUGGAGAUCACAGAAGAUACUGGACAUAUCAAAGUCAGAAGCUCAUUGGACAGAGAGGCCUCGUUCAUAAGGGAUGGAGAGUACACUGUUUUAAUAGAGGCAAAUGACAACGAUGAUGAUCCAGCCUCAAGUACAGGCACAUUGAUAAUCGAGCUGUCAGAUGUAAAUGAUAACGCCCCAGUGCUGGACCAGCGCAGAGUCCAGAUGUGUGCAACAGAACCAGUGCCCGUCCAACUGACCAUUACAGACCAAGAUGGGCCAGAAAACAGCGUCCCAUUCAGAGUCGAACUGCAUAAUGAGUUUCAAAACAACUGGACCAUCAUCAGAAACUCCAGCAGUCUAACCGGCGAUGUUGUGUGGCUGAAUCCUCUCAAACGUCUGGAUGUUGGCGAGUACCACCUGAUGCUGCGUGCGUUUGAUUCCCAGAUGUUAGCUCAGAACAGCUCUCUCAUGGUAGAGAUGUGUGAUUGUAAAGGUGAUGAUGUCAUGUGCCUCGCCGGCGUGCGUGCCGCUUACAUCCCACCCGUGUUGAUCUAUGUGCUGGCGGUCAUCUUUUGUCUUUUGUUGCUACUUUUGUUGCUUCUACUUCUUUUAAGAAGAAAGAAUGGAAAGAAGCAAACAUUUUUUAUUCAUAAAGAAGAAGACAGGGACAAUAUUUUAUAUUACAAUGAGGAAGGAGGCGGGGAAGAAGACCAGGACUACGAUAUGAGCCUGUUACACAGCAUACCAGAGGAACCCACCCACGUCUUCGGUCGACAAUAUCAUGAGGAGAGUGAAGAUAUUGGAAACUUCAUUAAUAAUAGUCUAUGUACGGCAGGCAUUGAUCACUCUUUGGCACCGCGUGACUCUUUGCUGGUGUUCGGUUAUGAGGGUGAAGGUUCGAGCUGUGGAUCUCUCAGCUCUCUUCAGUCCUCCAGCAGUGAUGACAGUCAUGAUUAUCAGCCGCUGAAGUACUGGGGCUCUCCAUUCACAAAACUGGCUGACAUGUAUGCAGGAGGUGAUGAUGAGUAACACGUCCUGGAAGUACAGUAUGACUCAGAACAUGUUUCAGGAAGGGCUGUAUCAGGUGUUUUUUAAGGACCGCCCUCAGUCCCGCCCACUUCCUGCUGCAGUUUCCACACCUGCCGAGCUUAAGGAAGCCAGACUGAUCCGCUGGU